AAAGCAAUAUGGCUGCUCAUGAGUGGAGUAUGAGAACCUCUAGCCCGCCCUCUCACCUUCAGCUGACUUGCAAUGGCACAUAUGUCGCACUUCCGUUGGGAAGAACAUCAGUAGGCGUUUGGAGCUUGCAGAGUAUUUCAUCUAAGCCACUGGAGUUAAUUGGGCAUGGCAAGCCUAUAUGUUGCCUUUGCUUAGGGUCACAACCUCGUCCACCAUUGCUCGUCAGCUCAGCUCAGGAUUACAUCAUUGUGUGGAACAUUCAGAAAGCCAGGGAUGCAUAUGAGGAAG
Molecule: messenger RNA, 288 nt
Organism: Anneissia japonica
Lineage: Eukaryota; Metazoa; Echinodermata; Crinoidea; Comatulida; Comatulidae
Product: WD repeat-containing protein 27-like
Exons: 2
Molecular function (GO): protein binding
Source: RefSeq, a predicted model, not a curated record